This is a messenger RNA of Darwinula stevensoni, 2484 nucleotides long. The record is from the annotation of a GenBank genome assembly. Lineage: Eukaryota; Metazoa; Arthropoda; Ostracoda; Podocopida; Darwinulidae.
ACUGGGCGCAGUUUAAUAAGUAAACAGAUGAGCGGACUUGCGGUGAUAAAGUAUCCCGCGGGACAAUAUCAGCAUAGGCUGGUUGGGGCUGCGGUGACGUCUUCCCACACCCCGCACUCAUCCGAUAGACACUUCCCCAUAGAGUGCGGUUUGUCCUGCAUGUCUCCAUUGUCAAUUAAGUCCGACUUUGUGCAUUAUUGGUUUCACCUCGUACUUGUUCUCACUUAAGUUGCGGUACCUGAAUUCCAUUGUAAAACCAAUUCAGUCAGUUCGAAAAGUGUGAAGUGGAUCUGCAUAUCCGAUUUUGCAAUCCAAUCAGCACUCGCUUUAAAGAUGGCGCAUCACGUAAAGGGGAAGCUCAUCGCUGUAAUUGGAGAUGAGGACACAUGCGUCGGCUUCCUCCUUGGAGGGAUCGGCGAGAUGAAUCGGAAUCGUCAGCCGAAUUUUUUCGUCGUUACCAAAAACACUGCUGUGGGUGAGAUUGAAGAUACCUUCAGGAAGUUUCUGAAGAGGGAUGACAUUGAUAUUCUGCUCAUCAGCCAGACUGUAGACUUGUUGUCCUCAAGCUUCUACAGAACUUCUUUCCAGCAGGUUGCCUAAACCCAUGUUUUUCAUCUACUGUUUCCUGACAGUAUGCAGAGCUGAUUCGGCCUGUGAUCGACUCCCAUUCCUCUCCCUUCCCUGCUGUUUUGGAGAUUCCAUCCAAAGAUUGUCCUUAUGACCCUGAGAAAGACUCCAUUCUUCGCAGGGCGAGGGGAAUGUUCUCAGCUGAGGACUUCAAAUGAAGAAGCAGCAGUUAAUUCUGUGGUUCCUGCUGGCCCUAUUUUCCUGUUAUAUUUCAGGCCGAAGUAUCAGCACAAUGGUAGAUCUCUGUUUUCGCACAACUGAAGAACCUGAAGAGCCAUCCCAUGCUCAUAGAUUUAACCUUAGUCAUGAUUGUGAUGUUGACAUGAUUUGGAAAUAUAUUAUGGAUGAGAGGGAGAGCAGCAAAAUAGGAAUUGAAAUUGUAGUUAUAGUGUGCUUUAUAUGUGAGAAAAGUAUUGUUGGCUAAAUGAAAAUGGCCCAAUUCACUUCAGUGGGGAUUCUUCAUGUCUACUCUAGUGCCAGAGAUGAUCAGUUUGUGAAGAUGUAUGAACUAGACCCCUUACUAUAUUCAGAUACUUCAGUAAUGGAUGUCAUUUGCUGUAAUCCUCAUGCGCUUGCCUCAUCAUGGUCAAUUUCAUGCAUGCCAUCUUGGACUUGUUGUAGCAUCUAUUAUCACAUAAAUGAUUCAAUUGUAUCAGGAAUCCAAUCAUGCAGAAUUUUAAGACCUGUAUGUGCUUGUGAGUUUUUAUUUUCUCCACUUUCCAACAUUCAUUUCUUCAAACACAUAAACUGCUCCAGGACUUCUUCAAGGUUUGAGACAAGACUAGGAAAGCAAUCAUAUAUGUGAGUCAUUCAAAGAAAGUCCUAAUUUUCAUCCUUUUUAUGUAACUUCAGGAUAUGUUUCAAAAGUUUUCCUUAAGUUGGCUCCUAUGUAAUGCAUGGAGGAAAGAGUCACAAGUUUCAUAUCCCAUGCUUUGUUUUGCCUGUGAUGUCACUUUAGUUCCCAUGGAGCACACUUACCUGGAGUAUCUUUCAUUUCUAAUGUAGUAGCAAGCGAUGGCAUCAGUGGUGAAAACCCACAAGAGAAGGAGUUGAAGAAAGCUGGAUGCCACCCAUCCAAACACUAGCCCUUUGAACUUCCACAUAUUGUGAUGCCUUGAUUCCCAAUACUUGAAGAGGCAUUUGGGAUAUAAAUUGUAAAGUUCUCCCCUUCACCUCAUAGUUUGUUUUUGCCAUCAAAUAUCUACUUGUGAUAGCCUACAAUGGGAAAUGGUAGUGAUAUCUGGUAUUAUUCAAUUCCUUCCUGUGUGGGAUUCCACUACCAAUGGCAUUUUCAAGAAAAGGCAAAACAGUAGCUCUGGAUCAGUUGAUCAACAAAGUCACAUGAAAAGGCAACCUAUUGGAUGUCUUGGUACAUCAUAUUUGCUUAUCUUCAGCAUCCCAAAUAUGUGAGAGUUAAAUAAAGGAUUCCUCACUUUGAAUGAAAGUCUAAUCCCCAUGAUUUGAAGAAAACAGAGUGCUUUACUUUUUCCUAUUGGGCCAGAUUUUAUAUUAUUUUUCUCAUUUGUAUAUGUUUUUUGCUUUGCUGCUUGCUGCUAACUAUUUUGUUGCAUUGACCCUCAAUUUCCACUUACUUUCUAUAGUGCAGUGUGUUCAUUAUCAUUGCAGGUAUAAGUGGUUAACAGUUCCUCUGAGUUGCUGGGUUUCAACAUUAUCUUUUCCAAGCAAAUCACGUUCCUGACAUCUUGUAAAGGAACUGUGUUCACCCUGUCUUGUGUCCUGGUCCCUAGGUGGAAGGCUGGUUGAUACCUGCAACUUUUACUCAGGAUGCUAUCGAUAUUGAGAAUCUUUGCAGUAUGUUCAAUGGAAAAAUAAAAGAAAUAUGUUUUCCCCUUGUAA